This is a messenger RNA of Ceratotherium simum simum (southern white rhinoceros), 585 nucleotides long. The record is from RefSeq and is a predicted model, not a curated record. Lineage: Eukaryota; Metazoa; Chordata; Mammalia; Perissodactyla; Rhinocerotidae.
AAUGACACAAAACUAGUAAAAUACCUAGAAGAGAAUUCUUUUGAUGCAGUGUUUCUAGAUCCUUUUGAUAUGUGUGGCUUAAUUGUAGCCAAGUAUUUUUCCCUCCCGUCUGUGGUCUUCACCAAGGUUGUAUUUUGCCAACAUCUUGAAGAAGCUACGCAGUGUCCCAGUCCUCCUUCUUAUGUUCCUAGAAUGUUCUCAGUGUUCUCGGAUGCCAUGACUUUCAGGGAGAGAGUGUGGAAUCAAAUCUUGCACUUGGAGGAACAUUUACUUUGCCACUAUUUCAUCAAAAAUGUUUUAGAAUUUGCUUCUGAGCUUCUCCAAAAGACUGUCAUGGCAUAUGAUCUCUUCAGCCAUACGUCCGUUUGGCUGUUACGUAGUGACUUUGUUGUGGAGUAUCCCAAACCCGUAAUGCCUAACAUGAUCUUCAUCGGCGGCAUCAACUGCCAUCAGGGAAAGCCGCUGUCAGAGGUGAGUCACCUUUCCUUUAGCAUAUUAAGAACAAGCUGGCUCUACCUAAAAAGAGAUUCCUUACCAUAGUAUGAUUUGUCAUUGAGAUUCGUCACAUUUGUAAUUUCUUUCUAG